Messenger RNA from Crotalus tigris (Tiger rattlesnake), 4588 nucleotides. It is a transcript of the gene KCNK2, whose product is annotated as potassium two pore domain channel subfamily K member 2. Lineage: Eukaryota; Metazoa; Chordata; Lepidosauria; Squamata; Viperidae. Gene Ontology annotation, biological process: stabilization of membrane potential; potassium ion transmembrane transport. Gene Ontology annotation, cellular component: membrane. The record is from RefSeq and is a predicted model, not a curated record. Gene Ontology annotation, molecular function: outward rectifier potassium channel activity; potassium ion leak channel activity. The transcript is spliced from 7 exons. Bases 1402 to 2709 code for a protein of 435 amino acids.
UGUGCAGUGAUGCUGUUGAUUGAAUUCAGGAGCAUCUCUGGGGGAGGGGAAAGGGAGGAAACUGGUUGCUUCUUAUUAAAAAAAGGGGGGAAGAAAGAAGGAUGGGGGUUUAAUUUUCCUUCAAACAUCCACAGGACUGGGAACGCUUAUUCCUUGUUGUGUGUGAAAUGGAACCUUGAAUCUUGGCUGGAUGGAAAAGCUUCCUAUGAGCUAAAGGAAACAGGGAAGAGUUUGUAGUAGCACUAAUUAGAACAGUGCAAGAGGAAGACACUUUAUGCUGCCAUCCCAUCCCCAUUGUUAGUUUAGCUGCAUGCAGCUUCCUUAAAGGGGAGUGGAUGAAGGCAACUUGGGAACUGCACUUACCCGGGAUGCCAAGAUUUCCUUGGGAGUGUGGGCAUACAUUGCCUCUGAACAAGAGGGGGGCGCUAUUGUUACCACUAUGAUAAAUCACUGUUUUUUAAAAAAAGAUCAGCAGGUGCAGGUGAAUAGAGGAGGGUUUGUUGCACUAAACCUGGAUUGCCUCCAUUUUGGGGUGGGAAGGUGGAUGGAACAGGGUGACAACACACUCAGGGACAUGAGAUCAAAAUGGUAGUUGCUGUAUCAAAUGAUGAAAUAAUAACAGGAUAGUUUUGAGUUUCUCUCCUGCUUUUCUUCCCAUUACACAGUUCUCAAGAUAAGCCACCAUCCACUUAACAUCUUUUUAUCGUUGCAUUCCCAAGAAGUCCACAGGGCUUCACUGCAAUUUAAUUAUCUGGUAGAUUGCUUGGUUAAACUGCCAGACUUUACCAUUAUCAGUCAAAAAGGAUCUUACAUGAAAGCCUAUAGGCAGCAUCAUUUAGUUACUGCCCUCAAAUCAAUGACUCUGGGCUACUCCUCUGAAAUUAGAGGAAUUACUUCUUUCUUAUCUAGUGCAGUUGGAGAUGGCUGUAAGAUUGCAUUUCUGGGCUCAGAAGAAUGAGAUUGUGUCAGGAACCUUAUUUUUGUGGUAAAAGUUGUCCCAGAGCCAUUAUAAUAUUGGAAUUAGGUACUGAUAGUCACUCAUCCUAGGUUUGUAGAACUUGGGAAAGAUUAACUACUUGAUGCCAUUGUGCAGUAAGUCAUAAAGAAUAUUCAUCCGCAGCUUCUUCCACCUUCUGUCCAUUAUGGAGGAGAAAACCCAAAUUAACUGCUUAUUACAUGUUAUCUUUGUCUUCAAACCUAGUCUUUCAACAUUUGAAGAUGCUGCAAAGUUAUAGAGUAAGAACAUAUCCUGAAGAACAUAGUUUGCAUAUGGAAAAUAAUGCAUUAUGCUCUUUAAAACUUGCCUUCUUUCAGAGUAAUGAGGAUGGAAGAGGAGGGACAGAGAUCUAUAUCUCUUUUUAGGUGUAUGAUUUACCUUGACUAUCAGGUUCAUUCAGAAAAAUGAGAAGGAAGGACUACAUUGAAUAUUGCCAAUAUCUUAAUGACUUGAAAGUGGCGGCACCUGACCUGUUGGACCCCAAAUCUGCCACUCAGAACCUCAAGCCACGGCUGUCAUUUUCUACCAAGCCCACUGUACUUGCUUCACGGGAGGAAAGUGAUACAACUAUUAAUGUUAUGAAAUGGAAGACGGUAUCAACCAUUUUUCUAGUGGUGGUUUUGUAUUUAAUUAUUGGAGCUACUGUGUUCAAAGCUCUGGAGCAGCCACAUGAAACCAACCAGAGAACCACUAUUGUGAUCCAGAAGCAAAUGUUUGUGUCAGAGCAUGCCUGUGUGAAUGACACUGAACUUGAAGAUCUAAUUCAGCAAGUUGUGGCAGCAAUAAAUGCAGGAGUCAAUCCUAAAGGAAAUAUGCCAAAUCAAGUCAGUCACUGGGAUUUGGGAAGUUCCUUCUUCUUUGCGGGGACUGUUAUUACCACCAUAGCUCAAGUUGUUUGUAAUUUAGGAUUUGGGAACAUCUCACCACGUACAGAAGGUGGAAAAAUAUUCUGUAUCAUCUAUGCCUUACUGGGAAUCCCUCUCUUUGGUUUUCUGUUGGCUGGAGUUGGAGAUCAACUAGGGACCAUAUUUGGGAAAGGGAUUGCCAAAGUAGAAGACACAUUUGUUAAAUGGAAUGUGAGUCAGACAAAGAUCCGCAUAAUAUCAACAAUAAUAUUCAUACUGUUUGGCUGCGUUCUAUUUGUUGCUCUUCCGGCAGUCAUUUUCAAGCACAUAGAAGGCUGGAAUACAUUAGAUGCAAUUUAUUUUGUAGUUAUCACCUUAACAACAAUUGGAUUUGGUGAUUACGUUGCAGGGGGAUCAGAUAUUGAAUAUUUUGACUUUUACAAACCAGUUGUGUGGUUCUGGAUUCUAGUGGGUCUUGCAUAUUUUGCUGCUGUGUUGAGCAUGAUUGGUGAUUGGCUAAGAGUUAUAUCCAAAAAGACCAAGGAAGAGGUGGGAGAGUUCAGAGCUCAUGCAGCGGAGUGGACAGCCAAUGUUACUGCAGAGUUCAAAGAAACCCGCAGGCGCCUGAGCGUUGAGAUCUAUGACAAAUUCCAGCGGGCUACCUCCAUCAAAAGAAAGCUCUCUGCAGAAAUGGCAGUGAAUCACAGCCAAGACCUGACUCCUUGCAAAAGAACCUUGUCUGUCAACCACCUCACCAGCGAGAAGGAUAUCUUGCCUGCCAUCACAAAGACAGAUAGCAUUUAUAUGAAUGGCUUGACUCCUCACUGUGCAGCGGAAGAAAUUGCUGUGAUUGAGAACAUUAAGUAGCAGUGACUUUGAAGCCUGAUCUUUUAAUAAGAAGCCACCUAUGGUUUAGACUUACCUUGUAGGUCCUGAUUAUUUUCCCUCUGUCCAUAACCGAUGCCAAUAGCAUUUUUUAAAAAUCAUAUGCAUGAGUUCCAACAGAAAUCUACCCACAAUAUGGAGUCAUCAUUAUAUUUCUUGAAAGACACAAGAUGAAUGGCACUUUGGUCAUUGACAAAUGCUGGACUAGGCAAUGUUCAAUGCCUUUAAAAAAAAAAGCCUAAAUAUUGGUGCCCAGACUGGCUUUUGUUUUUGUUUUUUUCAUCUCUCCAGUUGCGCCGCAAGGCGUUAAGAAUGAAUAAUGCUGGUUUAGGUUAACAAUGUAGCUUUGAGAGAUCAGUCCUUAAACUUUUCAGGGUCUACCAUGCCAAGCCUAAGAAAGGACCAUACAUGGACUACAAUCUAUAUGUAAAUGGCAAGAAAAUCUUAUGCAGCCUUUUACCUAAGAAAUUUUUGUCAGUGCCUUAUCUUUUAAAGAAACAGAACCUCUAUAUCUUUCAUAUGGGUUUUUGUUAGUUUGUUGGUUCUUGCAUGAGUACAAUAUCUCAUGUUUAUAUUUCCUCUUGCCCUCCCCCUAACCAUGUUUUAAGGAUGUCUGAAGCCAAGGAUACCAGCGUUAAAAAAUAUGCCAAAUCAAGGACAUCAAAACGCCACUUCUAAUCUAGCUUUAAAGGCACUGCAAUUAUAAGGGUUGCAAAAGGUGUCCCCUAUAAUUUUUUUUAAACUCAGGUGCAGAUAAUACAUGUACACUCAAUUGAUAUGUAGAAUUUAUGGAUCCAUGUCAGGUCUCAUUACUUAAACUCUAUUCAACCUUUCAUACCCAUGCACCAUGUACCAAAAAACUUCAGUUGUGUAUUAUUAAAUUAUUUGACAAGAGAUAUAUCUUGGUGCAAUAGAUUUCUUUGCAUAUAAAGAAUGCAGAAAAAUCCUGAAUCAGCAGCACAUCAGCUACUAGCAAGUGCAGUGCUGCUGACAAAAAAGCAUUCUUUUUUUUUUCUCUCCAUUUGUUUUAUCUGUGUCAUGUUAGAAGUUCACUUAGCACAGGGAUUGUGCCUGCUGGAUUGCUUUCCUUGAAUGUUACAUCCUACAUUUUUGCCCACUGCAGCUGGGAAUAAAAGUAGGAAUGCAAUUGAAACUGGCAUCACUGUGACUUUCAACACCAAGGAUGUAGAUGGUAUCUGAAGACAAAUGCAGACAUGGAAGUAGUUGAUCAAUAGCACAGAGUACAAUUAAAUAGAUGAUUCUUGAUUGGAUAUAAUAGGCUGAUAUGCAGAUCUGAAACCAGUCCUUAGAAUUUCUUUGAUUGUUUUUUAAAAAAACACAAAUUAAUUUUAUAGCCUCUUGUGUCUUCUGUUUCUAAGUUUGUGUAUGAGAGUCAGAAGGAGUGCAGAAUAAUGGAAUAAUGGAAUGGCUUGUCUUUUAAAUUGUUUUCAACAUUUUAUUCUAUUGCAACCUGGCUGUAUAUAAAUACCCCUUAAAAGAUUAAUAGGCAGCCUGAUCCUCAAAGCAUAACUAAGGUGCAAGACUCCACUGAAAUCACAGGAGCUUACACUGACAGAGCUAUUUGAGGCCUUCACUCUUGGCUCUGAGUAUUUAAUACAAAAUGGGACUACAAUUGGAUUCUGUUCAAAUAACAUAUCCGUAUCAUUUAGUUAUUAUUAAUAGCAGUAUAAACUAUGAAUGUUAAAUUUAUGAAUGCUUCAUUUUUUUAUAACAAAUCUAAGUUAUAGGUGUAAAUAGCAAUCAGUGAAGAAUUAACAAGAGUGUACAUCUCAGAUCAGUAAAGUUCCAUUAAAUAUAUAUCAGGCCAAGCUCUUCAAAGAAAAAGGCCCCAUCACCACCA